Messenger RNA from Nerophis lumbriciformis (worm pipefish), 1599 nucleotides. NCBI's taxonomy places the organism in Eukaryota, Metazoa, Chordata, Actinopteri, Syngnathiformes, Syngnathidae. The record is from RefSeq and is a predicted model, not a curated record.
AUGGCGAGUGAGAAGGUGGCGUUUUGCAGCCUAUUGCUGCUGCUUGGCCUAGCAGCCAGCGCCCAUGGCGGGCGCAUAUUGGUGUGGUACACAGAGGCUAGCCACUGGAUCAACAUGAAGCCCGUCCUGGAGAAGCUGGUAGACCGCGGGCACAGCGUGAGCGUCCUGAUUCCCAGCGCGUCGCUCUUCAUGAACGCUAGCGACGAGUCACGCUUCCACUACUUGCCCUUCAAUGUCUCAGUCUCUCUGGCGGAAAUGGAGAGCUUCAUGGAGGAAUUUCUGUCCUUCUCUAUGUACGAGAUCGACUACCUUAACUACUUUCAGUUGUAUGCCAAAUUUGCCGCCUUGAUGAAGCGAGACAUGGAGUACUCUUUCAAGUAUCUAGACGGCGUGGUCAAGUCAGAUGAGUUUUUGAACAAGCUGAAGGAAGGCAAGUAUGACCUCCUCUUGGCAGAUCCAAUCUACCCGGGCAGCGAUCUGGUGGCCGAGAUCCUGGACGUCCCGCUGGUCUACUCGCUGCGCUUCUCAAUGGUCCAUAACUGGGAGCGGUACUGCGGCCAGCUGCCAUCCCCACCGUCUUUCGUGCCUGCCGCCAUGAGCAAACUGACCGACAGGAUGACGUUUUCCGAAAGACUGUGGAACUUCCUCUUCUACGCUUUAAAUGACGCAUUCAUUGAAUUCACCAUUUGGUCAGAGGUGGAUAAAUACUACACAGAAUUCAGAGGCAAGCCCACAAGCGCCUGCGAGAUUGUGGGCAGGGCAGACAUCUGGCUGAUAAGGACUUACUGGGAUUUUGACUACCCUCGUCCUUUCCUGCCCAACUUCAAGUUUGUCGGCGGCAUCCAUUGCAGACCCGCCAAAGCUCUACCCGAGGAUAUGGAAGAGUUUGUGCAGAGUUCAGGCGACGAUGGCGUUGUCGUCUUCACAUUGGGAUCCAUGGUUAAAAAUAUCAGCAGCGAGAAGGCCAACAUGAUUGCUGCGGGCCUUGGGCAGAUCCCCCAAAAGGUGCUAUGGCGGUACAGUGGAGAAAAACCGUCAACUCUGGCCCCUAACACUAGACUCUACGACUGGAUCCCUCAGAAUGACCUGCUGGGUCACCCCAAGACGCGAGCAUUCAUCACUCACGGCGGCACUAACGGCAUUUAUGAGGCUAUCUACCACGGGGUGCCCAUGGUAGGCAUUCCCAUGUUCGCCGACCAGCCCGACAACAUGGUGCACAUGAAGGCCAAGGGUGCCGCAGUCACUGUCGACUUCAACUUUAUGACGUCGGAGGACCUCAGCCAAGCCAUCAGGACCAUUGUUGAGGACAAAUCGUACAAGGAGAACGCCAUGCAUCUGUCCGUCAUCCAUCACGACCGACCAAUGAGCGCGCUGGAUGAAGCCGUAUUCUGGAUCGAGUUUACCAUGAGACACAAAGGCGCUAAGCACCUCAGGGUCCACUCCCACGAGCUGACCUGGUACCAGUACCACAGUUUGGACGUGGUCGGGUUCUUGCUGGCAGUCGCCCUGCUUUCCACGCUGCUUGUCAUCCAGAUGUGCCGCUGUUGCCUGCGCAGAUGCUGUGGGCGAAGCAAGAAGUCCAAGAAGAAGGCAGAGUAA